UUUUGAAUGUUUUAGAAGUCUAUAGAAAAUGUUGUUUAUCUUGCCGUUAUGAUUUUUGUGCAACAUUGUGAACAAAGAAGAUCUGUGCGCCAUAUUGUCAAAUUUUAUUGAGUUUUUCGUUAAAAUAAAAAGCAAUGCAUUGUUGAUACAUAAAUGUAAGAAGAAUUCAAAAGAAGCUUAAACUAUUUCGCAGGUUUUUUUGUGUGAUGAUUUCCAAUGGAGAAAACAAUGAAAGUAAAACUUUAAUAAAAGCGUUAUCGCUAUGGCAAACAAAAAGCUUAAAACCAACGAAGAAGUGCCCAAGGGAAGAAUCUAUAACGAUGCUGUUUGGUAAACCUAUAUCUAAAGUAGUACCGAAUUCUAUUGAAGAUAUAACAAUAACUUCCCAAAAACUUUGUGAAGAUUAUAUUGAAGCAAGACUGGGGAGGUCGGGAAUUAAAGAAUACAAUGACUCCUGUCAGAAUGCAGAAGAACUGUACGAUGUUGUAAAAAAUAUGGGAUUAAUUCUUGAAAUGAAAUAUCCAAAACUAUUUAACAAAAUAUCUGUACAUUUAAACUUAAACUAUGAAAGUGAGAUUGUUGUUUGGGAUUCGUUUAAUAAAUUCGGAACACAACUAUUUUCGGAAAGCAUAACUUGGGCAAAAAUAAUCGCUUUUUUUGCAUUUACUGGUGGACUAGCCUUAGAUGUUAUGCGCCAUAGAAAAAAUGAUCUUAUCGGGAGAAUAAUAUAUUGGUUUAGUGUUUUUGUCAAUAAAAAACUUUCAAUUUGGAUUCAAACGCAAGGGGGUUGGAAAAGUAUUGUUGAUCACUUUACUGCUGGAAAUGAGAACAACUACCAGCAAGAUGAAAGAGAAACACGCUUUAAAUGGUUACUUGAAUAUAUAGAAGACCGUAGAUGGUUUCAAGAUCAUAGAUAUUUAAUUUUAGUUGUAUUUUUAUUUAUAUUUACAAACUUGUCAAUUUUAUUGUAUUAUAAAAUGUGCCAGCAUUUUUUUAAAUAUUAAUUUAUCUGUAUAUUACACCUGUAUAUAAAUAUAUAUUUUUUCAGAAAUAUUUAAAAAUUAGAACUACUAAAAACUUAUAAAGAUAACAUGUUAGAACCAAGCACUCGUUGUUUAACUUUAAUUUAUGUUAACUUUAAGUUACUUUAUGUUUGUUUAUGCUGUUAUAUGUCAGUUUAUAUUAGUUAAUGUGAUUUAUGUUGAAUUAUUUUUUAAAAUGUAAAUACAAGACAUAAAUUCGUGAUAGUCAUGCAAAGAUUUUGAUAGGUAUUUUGUUUAUUCUAAGAACCAAAUUUUGAAAAGAAAAUAU
Hydra vulgaris (swiftwater hydra) is the source of this 1311-nucleotide messenger RNA. Its product is annotated as bcl-2-related ovarian killer protein. Gene Ontology annotation, cellular component: mitochondrial outer membrane. Gene Ontology annotation, molecular function: protein homodimerization activity; protein heterodimerization activity. The record is from RefSeq and is a predicted model, not a curated record. NCBI's taxonomy places the organism in Eukaryota, Metazoa, Cnidaria, Hydrozoa, Anthoathecata, Hydridae. Gene Ontology annotation, biological process: extrinsic apoptotic signaling pathway in absence of ligand; regulation of apoptotic process; intrinsic apoptotic signaling pathway in response to DNA damage.